Messenger RNA from Trichobilharzia regenti, 4560 nucleotides. The record is from the annotation of a GenBank genome assembly. NCBI's taxonomy places the organism in Eukaryota, Metazoa, Platyhelminthes, Trematoda, Strigeidida, Schistosomatidae.
UGCAGCUCGGCAUCAUCAGACCCUCCAAUAGUCCUUGGUCUUCGCCCUUACACAUGGUGCCUAAAGCUGAUCAUGAUUGGAGGCCAUGUGGGGAUUACCGACAUUUAAACAAUGCCACAGUUCCCGACCGUUAUCCUAUUCCUCAUCUUCAUGAUUUCUCCCUGACAUUACACGGAAAAACCAUUUUUUCUAAAGUAGACUUGGUCAGGGCCUAUCACCAAAUACCAGUUGCCCAAGAGGAUAUCGAAAAAACGGCCAUCAUCACACCUUUCGGUUUGUUUGAAUUUCUCCGCAUGCCAUUUGGCCUAAAGAACGCAGCACAAUCCUUCCAACGUUUCAUGGAUCAGGUCACACAAGGUUUGGACUUUGUAUUUGUAUAUAUCGAUGACGUUUUAAUUGCUAGCUCGUCGCCCGAAGAACAUACUGAUCACCUCACCAUCUUAUUUCAACGAUUUGAGCAAUAUGGAGUCGUCAUUAACCCCAAAAAGUGCAUAUUCGGUGUCUCCUCUAUACAGUUUCUGGGACACCACAUAACCGCGAAUGGUAUUACGCCUACGGAGGAAAAGAUAGAGUCCAUCAAAAACUUCCCCGAACCAGAUUCACUCAAGAAGGUCAGACGUUUUUUGGGGAUGUUUAAUUUCUAUCGGCGUUUCAUUCCUUCGUGUGCCUCCAUCGUCCAGCCGUUAACCGACCUCCUUAAAAAUGAUCCUAAAAAGUUUCAGUGGUCAGCUGAAGCACGCGAAUCAUUUUGCAACGCAAAAGAUGCCUUAUCCAGAGUCACUAUGCUAUCCCAUAUCAACCCCGAAGCGUCGCUUAUUUUGUGCACAGAUGCCUCCCAAGUAGCUGUAGGGGCAGUAUUACAACAAAAGAUGAAGGGCGAAGUCACCCCACUCGCAUUCUUUUCUAAGAAGUUGGAACCGGCUCAGACACGAUACAGCACUUUUGGGAGAGAAUUGCUGGCCAUAUAUCUUGCAGUGAAGCAUUUCAGUUACUUACUACAGGGCCGGCAUUUCACUAUUUUUACUGACCACAAGCCCCUGUGUCAUGCUUUCACUACUUCACUUGAUAAACACUCCCCUAGAGAAGCCAGACAGUUGGAUUAUAUCUCCCAAUUUUCAACCGACAUUCAGUACAUCAAAGGGGAUGCGAACGUGGUAGCCGAUUCUCUUUCAAGAAGUGACAUUAACCAGCUCCAAACGUCGGUAGACAUCAGUCUUGAUCGUAUGGCUCAAUUACAAAGAGAUGACGUUGAACUCCAAACCUGCCGCAGAAACUCUUCCUUACAGCUCAAAGAUGUGCCUAUCCCCUUAUCAGAUGCAACCAUAGUCUGCGAUGUAUCUACCGGCACUAAUCGUCCAUUUGUCCCUCUCAGUUGCCGAAAAGCAUUGUUCGAACAUUUACAUUCGCUUUCUCACCCUGGAGUACGCGCCACGGUCAGACUGAUCAGCGAACGCUUCGUGUGGCCUAAAAUGAACUCUGACAUUCGGAGAUGGGCACGAGAAUGUAUCCAAUGCCAAUGCUCCAAAGUACACCGCCACACUAUUACAACCCCGAAGACGUUUAAAUUACCCGAAAGGAGAUUUCAGCAUAUCCAUAUAGAUAUCGUGGGACCAUUGCCAACAUCAAGGGGAUAUACACAUAUCCUGACAGCGAUUGAUAGAUUUACUCGUUGGGCUAUUGCAUGCCCCUUAAACGACAUAUCUGCUGAAAACGUUGCUUUAGUUUUUCUCGACCGUUGGGUGUCAAACUACGGUGUACCAACUACUAUUACAUCCGACCGCGGUCCUCAAUUCCAAUCGACACUCUUUCGCGAACUGACGAGACUUCUGGGAGUGAAACAUAUCUCCACAACAGCCUAUCAUCCGGCAGCGAAUGGUCUAGUGGAAAGAUUCCACAGACAACUGAAAAGCUCCCUGAUGGCGCAGAAUGAUACAUCUAAGUGGAGUGAAUACUUACCUUUGAUUUUACUUGGUAUCCGUUCUACUAUCAAAGAAGAUUUAGGAUGUACACCGGCUCAACUUGUCUAUGGCACCAACCUAACCUUGCCUGGACAGCUAGUCCCCUCAGCCGAUUCCACAGACGUGAACAUUGCCGACUUCACUAACCGAUUAACUAGACAAAUGCUUCAACUUCAACCAACAGCACCUCGACAAUCUCCCCGAAGAGAUCAGAUCAACAAACAUCUACAAACUUGCAAAUUCGUCUUCAUUCGAGUCGACGCCAUCAGAAAAGGAUUGCAACCUCCAUACGAAGGACCUUUUCAAGUUAUUAAACGUUCAGACAAACACUUUACAGUGAACAAGAAUGGAAGACGAGAGACUGUUUCAAUUGAUCGAAUCAAACCCGCAUACACCGACAACGACUUCGAAUCUACAUCGGCAGCUGCGCAAUCAAAUAAUCAAACAUCCGAUUCCACUCCACCGGCACCAAGUCUUAUCCUCCCUCCAUAUCAAACACGUAGUGGUCGGCAAAUCAGUAAACCGGCUCGCUACGUUCAUUUUGAGGACUAACAAAAGAAAAAUAAUUAAAAAUUAUUAUUAUCUUUUUCGUUUAGACAUUAUCAUCAUGACCGUUAGUAUUUCGUCGUAAACUUUGAUGUUACUAUCACUAUUAUUUAUUUAUAUGUACCUCACCGAAAAAACAGGUAGUGUCCUUUCCAAAAACUAUUGAUCUUUAAUCCAUAUUUUUUUUAAUGUUUCUUUCCCCUCCUUAAUUACUGUGUAUUUACAUAUUUUUCUUUAUACAUUAAAAAUCUAUGUUCAUGGUUAGUGCAAAUUUAAGUGACAUGACUUUCUAUUUCAAUUUUUAUUGCUGAACUCAUUGUAUAUGCUUUCAGACUUUACAUGAUUCACAUACCUUCUCGCGUUUAUGCAUGUUGUAAUAUAUCCCUAUUUUUAUCCAAAAUUUGCUAUUACUAUUAUUAUUUACUUCAUAGUUUUACUUAUCAUUUUCCGGUUGUCUCUCCGGACCUCUAGGGGGGAGCCGUGUUGAGUACGUAACAAUGUGAUUGUACACUUUUUGGUUACUUGUAUAAAUUCGAGAUAUUGUACAUAAUUUUUGUUUAAAACGCUUCUUGUUGAAAUAUACAUAACUUCCGUGUACAAUUGAAAAAUACACUCUGCUGUUGGAGACUUCGUCUUCUCCCUGGUCACUUCUGCUUACUUGCUCCACUCACACCGUGUUGUAUACUUCGGAUUUAUUGUAGGAGCCUACUACUCUCAACCGAAGACAUUUCUACAACCGGAACACAGCAGCUACAGCAGACGCAGUCCAAACAAUUAACGUGCCUGUGGAUUAUAUAAUUAAUUUGUAGCCGAGGACUUAGACUUUAUAUCCAAGUAAUCCUUUUUGUUGCUAUAACUCGUCACUGUAUUUUUGGUAAUAUAUUGUGAUUUAACACUCCACUGACUUGGAUUAUUACUUUUAUACUUGGAAUGUUAGUGAACUCUAAUAUUAGUCCCCUACAAAUUAAUUGGUGAGCCCGAUAAGAACACGGAUUAUUUUGGCAUAUUCAUAUUCUUAUUUUUGCUAUUUUUAUAUUCAUUGUGAUUUUGUGUGUGGUUUAUAUUUGUAUCCUAAUUUGCACCAAUAACCUCAUAUUUAUAAUGUCAUCACCUCAGUCCGGUACAUCAAACGAGCAGACAACUAAUAGCGAGACAAAUGCCACAAUAAAUGCCAUCACUGAUUUUCGUUUACCCCAAUACGGUUUCGCAGAACCAAGGAUUUGGUUUGCGGUAAUUGAACCGUUGCUAGAAGCACGGGGCAUUAAGUCCCAAAUAGCCAAAUAUGGUAUGGUGCUGGCAGAACUCCCUCCGUCAGUAUUGACAGAAAUCAGCGAUUUCAUCGAAGAUCCUCCGACGGAACAUCAAUUUGAUAAACUUAAAGCCCUCCUCAUACAACGUACCAGUUUGUCGGAUGAGAAAAGAAUCCAACAAUUGCUCACAGGCUGUGAACUAGGCCCACGUAAACCAUCCCAGCUGCUCAGGCACAUGCGCCAGUUAAUCGGACAUCAUAAAGUAGACGAGGUAGUGCUGAAACAGAUGUGGUUGCAACGUUUACCUAGAAAUGUCCAGCAAAUUUUAAUCAUCUCAGGAAAGUCGUAUGACUUAGACCAACUAAGUGACAUGGCAGAUAGUAUUUUGGAUGUUUUAUCCGAUAACACCAUAAGUCACGUAGCAUCUGAUAGUGCCACACCGUGUCAUUCCACACCCACGGCAGACACACCGAUACUCGCCGCCAUUGCAGACUUAGCGGCAAGGAUUGACAAGUUGGAAACUAAUAAGUCUGAUCGACAAGUCCGGAGACGGAGUUCACAAAGAAGGUCACCAUCACGACGACGAUCCUUCUCACGACAGCGUUCUUACACGUCUUCUCGGGAUAGCAAUAUAUGCUGGUAUCACUGGAAGUUUGGACGUCAUGCCCUGAAAUGUGUAAAACCGUGCAGCUUUAGCGAAGCCAACCAGGCUCAGGGAAACGCCUCAGCCAGACAGUGAUGGCGACAGCUGUUACUGGCAAGCAAACAAGUCGCCUCUUCUAUGUGAAGGAUAAAACUUCAGACAC